Molecule: messenger RNA, 1049 nt
Organism: Mytilus californianus (California mussel)
Lineage: Eukaryota; Metazoa; Mollusca; Bivalvia; Mytilida; Mytilidae
Product: basic salivary proline-rich protein 4-like
Exons: 14
Coding region: 76-903 (275 amino acids)
Source: RefSeq, a predicted model, not a curated record
GAUCUUGCUUACUUGUCGUCAUGACUCAUAUAUAUAAAAGCGCAAUUCUGUCCUGCAAUCGCCACACAGAGCAAUAUGGAUUUGAAGCUAGUUACUGUUUUAUUUGGUCUCCUGUGUUUUACACAGUCACUACCGUUCCAGGAACGUGGGGAUAUAGAUGACAGAAGAGAGCUAGAAGAAAUCUUAAAAGAGCUUAAAUACCUAAGAGGAAAACCGAGACCAACUGGAUUGCCUAAAGAAGACGAAAGAAAAGCAGGAAAACCAAAACCAACUGGAUUGCCAAAAGGUAAAGACGAAAGUGAAGACAAGGGAAGACCACCACCAAAAGAGAGAAGACUCGGAAAAGAUGAUGUUGAUGAUGGAGACAAAACUGGAAAACCAAAACCAACUGGAUUGCCAAAAGGAGAAAGCGAAAAAGACGAAAGCGAAGAAAAGAAAAGACCCCCACCAAAAGAGAGACGACUCGGAGGAGGCGGAAAAGAUAGUGCUGAUGAUGAUGACAAAACUGGAAAACCAAAACCAACAGGAUUACCAGAAGGAGAAGACCAAGAAGACGGAAGUGAAGGAAAGGGAAGACCACCACCAAAAGAGAGAAGAUUCACUAAAGGUGGGAAAGAUAGUGCUGAUGAUGGAGACAAAAAAGGAAAACCAAGACCAACUGGAUUGCCAAAAGGCGACGACGAAAGUGAAGGAAAGGAAAGACCCCAACCAAAAGAGAGACGAUUUGGAGGAGGUGGAAAAGAUAGUGCUAAAAAAGAUGACAAAAGCAAACCAAGACCAACUGGAUUGCUAAAAGAAGGAGACGAUAAAAACAAGCUAGAAAAAGAUGGUGAAGAUGGCGAUAAAGGGCUAUAUGUAAGAACAAUAGAUGAUUUGGUUGCUAUAAUUGACAAAAAUCUAUGAAUAUAUUAACAGAUGGACCUGUACAAAAUGAAUAACCGAAAUGAUUAUGGACUUUGAGAACAAUACAUCUAUCAGCGAACUUCUGUUUAACUCUUAUAAAUCUAUCCAUUCUUAAACUUUUGUAAUGAAUAAAGAACUGCAUCGAU